Messenger RNA from Culicoides brevitarsis, 2261 nucleotides. RefSeq names its product TBC1 domain family member 23 (gene TBC1D23). The record is from RefSeq and is a predicted model, not a curated record. The coding region runs from base 138 to 2153 and encodes 671 amino acids. Lineage: Eukaryota; Metazoa; Arthropoda; Insecta; Diptera; Ceratopogonidae. Gene Ontology annotation, biological process: retrograde transport, endosome to Golgi. Gene Ontology annotation, cellular component: trans-Golgi network. The transcript has 6 exons.
CAGGAUCAACCUCCAAAAAUAAAAACACGAAAUUUUCACGAAAUUCAGAGCUCUUUUCUGAUGUCACGCUUGCGAAACAAUAAAAUUCAAGUGCAAUAAAUUGACGAUUGUCACCGAAAUUAGUUAAAAACGUCAAAAUGGACGAGAAUAUUUGGAUUAUUGAGCUCGAAUCUGCCUUAUUGGAGAAUGAUUGUGGCCAAACAGACAUUCUGAAUAUCUGCAAAGGUCGCGAAAUUCCCGAACAAAUUCGUCCCGAAGUGUGGCUCUGUUGUCUAAAUGUGCGAAAUAAAGAGGACUCGAUGAAAAGUUUCGACGAAGUUUUCGAUUUGCCGUAUCAAAGUAGGCUGCGAACCGAUAUUCAAGCGUCUGUCGAAAAAUUGGGAAAUGACGACGAUUGGGAAUUGAUGGCUGUCAUGUCAGAUUUGGAGUCAAUUUGUACUUUUUAUUGCAAACGGAAGGGCGUUGAGUAUGAUUCGAGCUGGAUUGAUCUGCUUUUGCCGCUGUUGUCGUUGAAAGUUACGAGAGCAGAAACCUACAACUUGUUCGAAAGCAUCCGCGAUAGUUACAUUCCAAAGAACGCAAAGGAGGCAUUUCCAUUAUUGCGCCUCCUUUUGCAAUAUCACGACCCAGAAUUGCUGUCAUUUCUCGAUAGCAAACGAAUUACGCCGGAAUUGUAUGCAAGUCAUUGGUUCAAUACACUUUUCGGCGCCACAUGCACCUUGCCAGUCGUACUUUCGCUAUGGGACGUGUACUUUCAGCACAACGAUCCCUUCCUAAUUUUCUUCAUGAGCCUCAUUAUGCUGAUUAACGGUCGUGACAACAUCAUGGCGAUGCAAUCUGAGGAAAAAACCAUCAUUGUUGACUACUUGAAGAACAUGGCAAGUGCUUUGGAGCAAGAAGAUGUUCAGGAUUUCAUGCAGCUGGCUCAAUAUUAUUCCCUCAAGACGCCCUCGACCUUCAAAACGGAAACAUUCCAAACGUUCUUCGGGCUUGCGAGUAAAACUUCUCAAGCAGCAGGACAAAAAAUCGGCAUUUCCGAGGCCCUUUGCUUGCCAGUGAGUGUUAAUGAGCUCGUUGAAGUGAGUUCCAUCGAGCGAACGCAUCCCGAUGCCUGUAAAUUUUUCCUCGUGGAUUGUCGCAGCGCUGAUGAAUACAAUAAUGGGCAUUUGUCGAAUGCGUUUCACUUGGACUAUAAUUUGAUGUUGGCAGAUCCGGCGGCAUUUCAAACUGCGGUGAAUGGAUUGUUGCGAAGCCAAAAACAAGCGAUUGAAUUACAUGCGAGUGGCGAGCAUUUGUGUUUCGUGUCGGAUAACGAUGCGUACGUUUUUAUGGUGAUUUCGUCCUUUUUGCAGAAAAAUACGAAAUAUAUCUCGGUUUUGAGCGGAGGAUUUCAGGCGAUUCACGAUUACUUUGGGGAUCACAUGUUGGAUUGCUUGGAGGAACAUAACAUGGCAAAGUGCUCCGUUUGUGUCAAGAAGAGAGAAAAUGGAACAAAUUCCGACAAAGACACCUCAGUGACAUCCGAAUCCUCCGCAAAGCUCACAAAAUCCACAUCACACGACUUAUUCGGCAAAAUCUCCUCCGUGAUGAAGUCAAAAAGCGCCGAAGUCAAAGGAAAAAUCAUCGAAUACAUCGUCAACCCAGUUCAAACGCCCUCAACGCCACUUACCGAACGUCACGUUUACCCGAACGAGCGCAAUGGCAAACGUUACCGAAAUGUGCCGCCCGUUUUCUCCAUCGACGACACCGACGACGGCGAAAUGUCGAGUCCCGUGUUCCAAGAGGAGGACGAGUCACACGAAACCCUGAAUUUACCGAAUUUCCUGAAAGAUUCGUCGAUUGUGCGUUCGUUCACGUGCCAAGAAGUUCACAUGAACGGCUUCAUGUACGACACCGUGCUCGCUUUCACGGACAAUCACAUCAUCAUUCUGCGCGAAUUGGGACAAGAUAAUUUGGCGAAAAUUGUCGCAAAACGAUCGUUGAGCUCGAUUGUGAAGAUAACGGCGAAGAAGCGACAUCAGAAUUUGAUAACGUUCAAAUAUGGCGUACCUGAGGGAGAAAAUUUGAUCAUCACAGACAUGGAUAGAUUUCUGAUACCGAAUGCCAAUGAGGCGACAAAAGCCAUUUCGAAGCUGAUUUUAAAACAAAUGUAGAUGCUUUAAAAUAUUUACUUAACAUAAAAAAAGUCAUGAAAGUGAGAAAUAUUCAAAAUAUUUACGGAAUUUUUAUUAUUUGUGAAUUUUAACGAAAAAUAAAUGAAA